AUGGCUGUAGCCUUGCUAAAUUGCAGCAUCUGCCCAGGCCGACCCUCUUUCAGUGACACCUCCCACCUGCUCACCCACGUCAGUUCCAAGGGACACCUUUCCGAGUUUCACAAACUCCAGGUACGGAGCUACCAGGACAUUGCCGCUGGCGUGGAACUGGCCACGUACAGCCACUGGUAUCAGCAGCAUGAUAUUGACAGACUGCUCUCAGAGAGAAUGCAAAUGAAAGAGAACAAACAGGCUAGAAAGAGAAGAGCUACUGCUGCAGCACGAAACGCUUGCGGACCACAGCCAGGAAUAUUUGACCAUGCACAGCCAAAUCCACCUUUGCCUCCAAGACGACCGGGGAGACAGAAGACCCAGACCCAGACCCAGACCCAGACCCAGACCCAGACCCAGAAGAGAAGCACUCGAAGCAAACAGGCAAGACGAGCUGUUGAUGACAGUGACUCGGACUUCAGCCCCGUCAAACCUUCCAAACGCAGAACAAGUCGACUUCCAACUUACUCUCCUGUCAAGCGGGACCCCUUCUCUGACGACGUCUUCCCGGCCCUCGAUGACUGUCCCGUUGAGGACGAACCGCCACGUCCGAUUCCUGCAACACCUGAGCACAUGAAGCUGAAGGGAACAGUAUGGCCAGGCAUGGAUCUCUUUGAUGCUGCCACGCAGGAGAUGCAGCAAAAACGAAAUCAGAAGAAGGACGCUUCUGUUCUGAGACGCAUGGAGACACUGGCUGCCUUGGUUGAGCCCACCGAGGUCGUCUAUUCACCUCGCGGCACCAAUAUCCUGAAAGCGAGACACAUUGAUGACCUUGAAGAUGCAAGCAGUUUGGUGGAAGAGGAGACUCCGAUUCCAAAAAUCAAGCAGCCCCCUCGAACUCGCAAGAGAAAGCCGCUCGCAGAGAAAGACGUCAAUGCCCCUCGACUCGUGAAACGCAAGGCCAAAGCCGGUGCCCCAAAGAGAUAUACUGAUCUUCCUUUUGCUCAGGGGUUACCUCCCCUUCCGCAUCUGCCCAGUUCAUCCACCGGUGACUCUUAUGGGCUGGGGUCUCGCUAUUUCCCGACAGAAGACGAGGAGGAGGACGUUAAACCACCGAUUCAAGCUUUGGCCCAGCGCAAACGGCCUCCUCCGUUCGAGGUCUUCGCCGACGGAAGCCCCACCUAUCAUGGAAGUAUGUCGAGAAGCGCGAAUCGGAACCCUCUUCAAAUUGGAACUCGAGGCUACGGUAAUGCCGCUUUCCAGCAACUGCCCAAGGUUUCCACAGCCUGGCUUCAACCACAGUAUCAGUCAGCCUUACAAUUUACUGACCCUUACACAACCUACCGACCUGUAGCUCAAGAGUAUCAGGCAUUCUACGAAACACAUAUCGAACAUGAGAAUAUGCCACCAUUGGCUGGACCUCCGGCGUCUUUCCGCGGAGCAGGUGCAAACCCUUUGGUAUGGAAGUCUCCCAUCCGACUGCCGACCGACCCUGGACUUCCUCCUUCCGACUCUCCUUUUGGCAAUUUCUUUUCCAUGUUUCCCGGUGGAUCGCCAGGCGAUGACCCCUUUGUGACGACCAAGAAUCCUCUUGCAGGGGCGUCGCCACACUUGGAAAGCGAGCAACAACAUGUCCUGGUCAAGGAGAAGCCAAUAUCACUGGGAAAUGCGGAACUUCAGAUGACGCCGAAGCCUAGCAAUCGGAAAUUGUAACCUCUUACCGAGAGGAACGCAACAACUUGUUACAGAUUCCGCGGAAAAUGAUCUUGGUCUUCUCUUUUGGUGUCAACAACUCAAUCAGCGAAGCAGAAUAUAUGCGGCAUAGGUACCACGAAAUGGCCCACACUCUCUUGGAAGCUCUACUGAAUCUCGCGUAUCAAUUGGUUUGGACCGCAGACUAUGUCAAUGGGAGUUCAGAAGAUGGUGGCACGGGAGAUAGAUGUCCUAUGAGAUAUUGGACGGUAAAACUCUUGAUGGUGCAUGACUUUGAUAUUUGCAGCGGGUGUAUAGAUAGCCCAGUGAGUUUGCAGCCUCUGGUAGCAUUUUUGUAGACACGCAAUGCCACCUA
Molecule: messenger RNA, 2047 nt
Organism: Cladophialophora immunda
Lineage: Eukaryota; Fungi; Ascomycota; Eurotiomycetes; Chaetothyriales; Herpotrichiellaceae
Exons: 2
Coding region: 1-1692 (563 amino acids)
Source: RefSeq, a predicted model, not a curated record